Molecule: messenger RNA, 1546 nt
Organism: Pocillopora verrucosa
Lineage: Eukaryota; Metazoa; Cnidaria; Anthozoa; Scleractinia; Pocilloporidae
Product: lactosylceramide 1,3-N-acetyl-beta-D-glucosaminyltransferase B-like
Cellular component (GO): Golgi membrane
Molecular function (GO): hexosyltransferase activity
Source: RefSeq, a predicted model, not a curated record
CGAUUACAAUCUCCACGCGUGUUCAUGUCAAAAACAUUGCAGUCUGUACGAUGUUGGCUUCGGAAGACAUGGCCACACGUUGGAAAACGUUUACCAAAUAAUUUUAUGCUAAAUGUUACCAGCGACCUUCUCACGAAAGACUCAGAGCCUCUUGCAGAAAACUGUUUCAUUUGGAAGAAAAGUUUUCUACGUUGUGUCGAGGAACAAAGAGAUGCGAUUCAGAGGGAGUAGAUCGCUUGCGAUUUCCGUAGCAUCUUUUACCCUUGGAUGUGUUGUUACCCAUUUUUUAUGUUCGUAUGACGAUUUACCCAUAAGGCUGGAAACGAAUGAAGCAUUGGAAGCUGUGUUAAACGAUCCUUCUCCGUCGAUUUUCAACCUGGAAACUACUAAGCCGGAACUUUUCCACCCGCCUGAGACUGUGAAUACUCACGAGGAAAAUGAUCAGCCAGUUACGACAGCUCCGAAACCAACCUUACCCCCCUACCCACCGUUGUUAAACAGAACAGCAGUAGUUCUUACUCCUUCCACCUGCAAUAAAGACACCUUUCUCAUUAUAAUUAUUGUUUGCUCCAGCAAGGAUUUCGAAGCGCGAAAGGCUGUGAGAUCUUCUUGGGGUAAAACCAUAUCGGAAGUGAAACGUUUUAAUUCGAACUCCACCUAUGAACAGUUUCAAGUUUUCUUCGUGAUCGGAAGCGACGAAAUAAACGACGAAAGAGUCGAAGAGGAAUCGCAACGUUACGAUGAUAUUAUACGCGGUAAUUUCAUGGACACUUAUGCGCAAAUAAAUGAGCUCCACACGGUGAAGACCCUUUUGGGGCUUAAAUGGGCCACCACGAUAUGUGACCCACAGUACGUAUUGAGAGUCAACGCCGAGUCUUUCGUUAACGUUCAAGAGACCAUUGGAUGGCUGCAUUCAUUAGGCAGUGACAGUGAGUUAAAGCAUAGGGAAGGUUUGUAUACAGGGCAUCGCCACACUUUGUCCUCUGGUGGAGUGAAGGUGAUUAGAAACCCUCUCAGUCCUUACUUCAUCCCAGAAGACCAAUGGUCCGAUGAUCUCCUUCCAAGUUACGUGUCAGGAGUUGGUGUCGUCCUCUCGCGGGAUGUUGCUGAAAAAAUGGUGCACACUGCCUCGGAGCUGAAAUUGAUUCAUAUUGAUGACGUCUUUCUUGGUGUAAUGGCAAAGAAUCUUGACAUUGCAGUGUCGGACCACAGUCCUCGUUUCGACAUCGCAUACACCACUAUGCUGACGGAGUGCAAAGAUCUUCAUUUUUGCGUCAUCGGCGGCGUUCCUACCAAGGAUAUGUUCUAUCUGCAUCAAAACGUGCACCAUCUUAGAUCUAUUUGUGCUACGGACGGGCCAAAAUUGCAAGUGUGACUUCUUUGAACCUUACACCUUAACAUCAGUAGGCAUAUUCUCCAUACUGCUCUCCAAGCAUUUCCUAUAAGGUGCUGACAAGGAGAAUUUGUUUAACAAUCAAGAGCUUCUUUAUUUUAGUGACCUUUUCCUUUAUUCUCGUGAUUUUAUCGUUAAAUACACAACAAAGCA